Molecule: messenger RNA, 2909 nt
Organism: Spirometra erinaceieuropaei
Lineage: Eukaryota; Metazoa; Platyhelminthes; Cestoda; Diphyllobothriidea; Diphyllobothriidae
Source: the annotation of a GenBank genome assembly
AUGAAUUUCAUGGGCAUUCUGAAUCAGCCAGCUCAAAAACUUCAGACAGUGGACGCAUCUGUGGGUCUUCUUCAAAUCAAGCCGGAGGUUCAGGGUAAGUUCCUGCCCCGCUGCGCGCUGUCUGUUAAACAUUUUCCACAAAUGACAUUCCACAUCAUUUCUAUUAUUAGUCUUGGAAUCACAAAUUGUAUGCAAAGCUGGUGAUCAACUGUGGUCAGCAAAGCACCCUUCACAAGCGGAAAUUGCAACCAAAAACCUAAUUCUCUCAGUAACGGACACAGCAUCCACCCCCUCUGGUAGGAAAAUCGUUCCAUUGCACACCGCUUUAUAUCCAGCAGUUGCGCUGUAAUUAAUCUGCGUUUCUUUCUUUCUUGGUCAGAUUAUCGUUCCUUUGUAUGUAACCUCUGUAAUAAAGCCUACAAAUGGAAGAAGGAUCUCCAAAGACACAGCCGCCUGGUGCAUCAACGUAGGUGCCCUUUGCAGCACUUUCUUUUUUCACGUUUUUGUAUGUCCGACUAUCAUAUCACAUGAGCUAAAUUGCUAUUCGAUCAUUUUCAAACCAAAUAGUUUCCGACUUUUAACCCUUAGUUUGGACCAGUCUUCAACUAGGCUUACCAAUUGGGGCGAUUAUCACCCAUUACAUAUUAGUUCUUACUCCUACCAACCUUUUCACACCGAAUCACCCCAGUAUAUGCAUAUACAUACGUUGGAAUACGGGCAGAAAAGAAAUAUCUCUUUAGAUUAUAUUCCUCCAACGGAUACUCGGAUGACUUUCUAUGUCAGUACACGAAGCAUCAUGAGUUCAAACAUAAAGGUAUUUCAAACUAUGGCCACCCAGGCACCACAAAUUCACCUGGCGAACUCUCCCAUUUCAGCCAUUUAUGCGCUCCACCCUUCGUCAGCGUCGCCGUUUUGGCCAAAAGAGGUCCUAAAAGAGUCUUGAUCUCAAUCAAGUCCAUACCGGCAUUAGUAGAACCUCCGUCCAACCCUAAAUGCCUUCUUUUGCGUUUCAUUUGUCUACCUUUCAAGUAUCGGACUCGCGGUGCAAGCAAGCAGCCGAACAGACCUGGCAGAUUAAACAGUUGCCUCAGCCCGGUGACGAACUCAGGUCCAAAGCGAUGAUUUUGUCCGUCACACAGACAACAUCCACUCCCUCUGGUAGGUCCUAUAGUUCUCAGCAGGAUAUGUAUUUAAACGCAUUUACAGCACUCCUGCUGAACUCACCAUUUUAUACUCUCUUAUUUAAAUCAUCUUGCUAGAUUUCCGGCCGUUUGCCUGCGGACUUUGUGGGAAAGCCUACAAAUGGAAGAAGGAUCUACAGAGGCACAAUCGGCGUGUGCAUGGACGUGAGUAUUUCUGCGUCUUUGCACCUCCAUCUCCUUUUCUCACUUUCCUCCUCCCUCCAGAUGCGAACUUUAUUAUCAUUCAUCGGGGUAUCUUGCCGGCUUGCUCGCAUAUAACUUCUCGUGGGAAAAGACCAUUGUCCGUCUGAACUUUUGUGGACUGCAUCCAGUGUCACAUGAAAAUAGGAUCUGGACAUCUAUCUGGGCGCAGGAUGAAGAAGUACGGGCGUUCCGUUUUGCCUCGAAGCUUCGACUGAGCUGGAUUUCGGUCUGAUGCUCGCGAAUAGUUGGCUGACGAUAGUUGAUAAAUCGGAAAUGUUCAUUUCCGUUUCCAUCUUUAUUCAUCGAUGGCACCUCCUGACCCAUUGGUCGAGCAUCUCAAUCUGAUUUCUCCUCAAAACCAAAUUUGGGCCUGUGGCUCGACAGUCUGUUGGCCGCGCACUUGAUACCUACUCGACAUCAAAUGACGUCAUAUUCCACGAAGAUAAACAGACCCGCCCAACAUUGAGCAUAAUAUCGUGACGCGACAAACGGCGAUCACAGGAAGAAUGACUGUCCUCUUGAUACUCAAUUACCCUCCGUAGGCCUCCCGCCAACACAUUAAGUAAUGUUUCCGGUCAUAGACUAGGGGAGACUGUCUUCUUUCCGCUAGGAGACCAUCAACAAGAUUACACUGUUUAGCCAUCUACUACCACUUCUACUACUGUUGUCAUGUUCUUUAUCUGUGUCUGGCGAAGUCGACGCCAUCGGUGUCCUCUGCUCUACCCUUCAACGCACGACGAUCAGCGACAACAAACUUCAUGAACCCAGCCCAUCCCCCUCUCCUGCGUUGGAGGUAAAACACCAGAAUCCGACGACCCACCCCCAUCUUUUGAUGGACUGAUUUGAGCCAUGUUUUGAGCUGACCUUUUUGUCACCUCCAGUGAAACAGCGGCGUUGAAGCUAGAACAACACUCGACACGUAGGCGGGUGACAUUCUCGCGAGGUUGUCGUGGUCAGAGCUGAAUGUCUCAUAAUUUACUUGGGAGAGUCGAUGAUCGAAAACUGCCAGUUUUUUUCUCGCAUUCUAGAACACGGCCCAGCAUCACAAUCGACCGAGAGGACCGACGGGGCUGACGAACGGUACACUCGGACUUUUAUUUUAGUUGGGUUAUCGCUGCAGUCGUAGGCGACGUGGAGGUUUUGCGAAAACAUCGUGAGUGGCAUUAAUCCGGACAGCGAUGUCAUUGCUCUGUCCGUUAACUAAGAGCUUGGCUUCAAGAUACGUGGAAUUUGUCUGGUUGGCAUGCCGACAAAGAGGAUUGAGACCAGUCUGACCAUCUCCCGUCAGUAACCGGACGUCUCCCAAAACCAGGUCGCGACGACUUGAAAUUUGAUCCCCACACCAACCGAGGACGUGAUACACUCGUUCAUGCUACUGCCACUCAAUUACGUCCUCCAGGGUACCAGUUCUCCUCAUCUGUCCAAGCAUUAAGUACGGAAGCUGACACACUGUUGUUUCCUCGUUUUUUUUCUGUUUCCGGAAUCUCAGUUCUAGUGAGCAUUUUGACAUCUUCUGGAUCAUGA